ACCAACACUCUUGGCUUUCUCCAUUUCCCCUAAAAAUGGAGGUCUUUUCUACCAACAUUUCACCUUAGUAGAGCACAAUCCAAAAUUAUGAAAAAUUGCAAAUUACGCUGUAUUGUGGAAAACUGCUACGAAAGUGGGCAUCAGGACAGCAGAUCCAUGUUCAAAUUUCCCGCAAAUCCGCCUAUCAGACUCAAGUGGAUUGAAAACGUUGGCCUUUCAAAAGAUACAUAUUUGUACAAUCGGCGGAUUUGUCGACGUCAUUUUGAUCCCAACUCUUUCGGUAAAACCAAGUUGUUUUCGUGGGCAGUUCCAACGCUCUUCUUGGGUAAGAACGAGGGUCUGCACAUUAGCGUCCCUAAAAAGAAACCCUUCAUUCGGAAAUGCAGCAUUGUGAAUUGCCCCACCAGAUCACCUCCGGAUAGACUCCACUUAUUUCCCUCGGAGCCACAGAUGCACCAAAAGUGGCUGGGAUUGUGUAACCUUAAGGCAAACAGUAAAUGGCUAUUUAUUUGCGGGAGACACUUCCGACGCAGUGUGCUUCCCAAGGAAAACAGUAAAGUUCCCAAAAAUGCCAUACCGGAGCUCUAUUUAGGAUGGGAGGCUCAAGACCCUCUAGACAGCACUUUCAUAACCCCUAAGACCGAAAAACUUCGGCGAAAAAAGUACUCUCGAAGCGAGGCCGAAGAUGAAGGAAUCGAAGAAGAAAACUCAAAGGAGGGUUGUGAUGGUACAGCGCAUGAAUCAUGUUUGAAUUGCUUAAAUCUAAAAGAUCAAUUGGCUGCUGCUCUUUUUAAAAUUCAGAAACUUGAACAGAUGCAGGACCCUACCGACUCAGACGAGGAGGAGCACAUUUUUAUUUUGAUGAAAUGA
This is a messenger RNA of Drosophila bipectinata, 870 nucleotides long. The record is from RefSeq and is a predicted model, not a curated record. NCBI's taxonomy places the organism in Eukaryota, Metazoa, Arthropoda, Insecta, Diptera, Drosophilidae.